AUGCAGCAGCAACGCCAACUCUACAGCCACCAACAGCAGCAGCAGCAGCAGCAGCAGCAGCAGCAAAUGCUGCAGCAGCAAACACUGCAGCAGCAGCUGAUGAAAGAAGACGCUCACAGUCCUGCCCCCCACCAAGGGGGCCCCUCAACACAGCAGGACCCAGGGGGGGGCCCCCGGGUAGUACCCUCGCAAGAGAUAGAGAAAGAAAUGGGGGGCCCCCGGGGGCCCCUGGGGCCCCAGGGGCCCCCAGGGCCCCUCGUACCUCUCAAGCAGCAGCAGCACGAGCCAGAGGAGCUGCUGCUGUUGCUGCAGCACAGAGAAGAAAGGCAACAGAGAUGGAGAGACAACGCAACAUAG
Molecule: messenger RNA, 357 nt
Organism: Eimeria mitis
Lineage: Eukaryota; Apicomplexa; Conoidasida; Eucoccidiorida; Eimeriidae
Exons: 1
Coding region: 1-357 (118 amino acids)
Source: RefSeq, a predicted model, not a curated record